CAGCUUCCAGCACUGACUGUAGCUGCUGCCACUCUAACUGACAUUUCUUUUGAAUUCGGCUAUGGAGAGUGCCUGUGAUGCCAGCUGCUGGCUCUUGAACUUUUGUCCUUCUAUUCUUUUUGCUUGAUAACUGGUUAAUGAGACCUCAUGGAUAUUGAGAAAUAGAACAGAAUCAGUUCUCUCUUUAUGCUUUUCUUCUGUGGUGGUUUUUUUUUUUUUUUUUGGUUUGGGGUUUGUUUUGGUUUUUUUUUAAUGCGUGUGCAGUGGAAAAAGAAUAGAGUGAAAGAAGCACUUAUGUUUGCAUAAGGACUGUUUUUACAUACCCGAAGUUAGCUGAAUUAAUCCUGGCAUCCAAGAUGGAUAUCAAAUGUGCUCUGGAAGAGUGUUCAUUGGCACUGAACUUAUUUCUAAACAAUAAGUUCUCUGAAGCCCUGGAAAUACUUCGGCCAUGGUCUAAGGAUAGUAUGUACCAUGCCCUUGGGUACAGCACUAUUUUAGUUAUGCAAGCUGCUAUGACCUUUGAACAGCAGGAUAUACAAAUGGGAAUUUCUGCAAUGAAGGAAGCUUUGCAAACUUGCCAAAGAUUCAGGAAAAGAAGCACUGUGGUGGAAUCCUUGUCCAGUCUAGUUUCUAAACAGUCAGUAGAUCAGUUGAGUGAAGAGGAAAUGCAUGCUGAAAUCUGCUAUGCUGAAUGUUUACUCCAAAAAGCAGGUCUCAUCUUUGUGCAGGAUGAAAAUAUGAUCAACUUUAUCAAAGGCGGCCUCAAAAUUAGGACAAGUUACCAAAUAUACAAGGAAUGUCACCAGGUGCUACAGAUGACUCAGGGGAGCAAGAGCAAAAAUGAAACUUAUUACCAGUUUGAAGGAGGAGUAAAACUUGGAAUUGGAGCAUUCAAUUUGAUGCUGUCACUCCUACCAGGAAGGAUCCUUCGACUUUUAGAAUUUAUUGGAUUUUCUGGCAAUAGGGAGUUGGGCCUCAGCCAGCUACGGGAAGGCGCAUCUGGCAGCAGUUUGAGGGCCAUUCUGUGUACUUUCACCCUGUUGGUUUAUCAUACUUACAUCUCCUUAAUCCUUGGUACAGGGGAAGCCAACUUUCAGGAAGCAGAUAGUCUCCUUGAACCCUACCUCCAGAAAUUUCCAAAUGGUUCCAUUAUUCUAUUUUAUGCUGCCAGAAUAGAUACACUGAAAGGAAAUUUGGAGAAGGCGCAGUUGAGGUUCCAAGAGUGCAUAACAGCCCAGGAACAGUGGAAACAGAUUCAUCAUCUCUGUUACUGGGAACUGAUGUGGUGCUACACCUUCCAGCAGAACUGGCUUCAAGCAUAUCGGUAUGCAGACCUGCUCAGCAAAGAGAGCAGGUGGUCUAAGGCGAUAUAUGUGUUCCAGAAGGCAGCGAUUCUGUGUAUGCUGCCAGAGGAUGAUUUGAAAAGGACUGGUGAGGACGUUGUAUCUUUAUUCAGACAAGUGGAGGGUCUAAAACAGAGAAUUUCAGGAAAAUCUAUCCCAACUGAGAAGUUUGCAGUAAGAAAAGCUCGACGCUAUGCAAGUUCUCAACCAGUGAAGCUGAUACUGCCUGCCUUGGAGAUGAUGUAUGUCUGGAAUGGCUUUGCAAUUGUGGGCAAAAGGGGAGACCUCACUGAAAACUUACUGGUAACAAUUGAAAAAGAGGAAGCUGCACUAGAAAAUGAAACUAAUCACAGUGAAUACUACAUGGAUGAUGUGUGUAUGGUACAGUUACUAAAGGGCCUCUGCCUCAAAUACUUGGGAAGACUCAUGCAAGCUGAACUGUGUUUCAAUAAAGUAAUUCAAAGUGAGAAGCAAAUAAAAUAUGAUAGCUACUUGGUGCCGUUCACCCUGUAUGAGUUGGGUCUUCUGUACAAGCAACAGGAGGAGAGAGAAAAAGCAAUAAGAUACAUAGAAACUGCAAAAAAUAACUACAAAGAAUACUCUAUGGAGUCCAGGUUGCACUUCAGAAUUCAUGCAGCACUUGACAGCAUGAAUGUGUCAUCUGCUUCAACACCUUGAAUGAGGAGGGAUGCUUUUCAUGCAGACAAUAGCCUACACAAUCUUUUUGCAGUCUUUUUUUUAAUCAUUGAAAGGAAGCAACCUGAUGGUUGUUUUCUGUCAUGUCUGAUUUGAUGUAUGUCAUUCCUUUAGACUGUCCUUUUUUUUCAGUAUAGUGCAUAUACUGUAUCUACUUGCUACUUUAAAAAAAACCUUACGUUUUGUCUGAUAAAAAUAAUUGAAUUUUUGACUUGAAUGGGGAAUAUUUAAAAAAAAUGGUGGUGCAAUAAAGUUUAAUGCAAACGUUUUAUUUUUUUAUAAGAAAACAGAUGCUGGUUAUGCAGUGGAACUGGUGAUAACUUCUGCAUUUUUUAAAGGUUUGAUUUUCUGCAGUAUACUUGAGACCUUUUUGCCUCUGGAACAAAAAUGCAAUGUCUGCAGAUGUCUCACCCACAUUUGGCAUACCAGGUUCUGAAAUUUAUGUUCCAGAGCAAAAAAUUAAUCAUCUUUGACUUUAUGUCAUUCUGGGAACAGAAUUAACCUGUCUCAGUGGCAUUUUUACACUGUCAGAUAAAGUUAAGCAGGGCUAAAGGCAUAAUGUCUUUGCAGGUCACUCAGAAUAAGUUAUGUGGUAUUUUUCAGUCAUAGAAAAGCAGGGCUGCUGCUCUUGCAGAAUCAAGAGUUUUAUGUCAUUCCUGACAUAUUUGUUAAACCUGUUAAAA
Pezoporus flaviventris is the source of this 2722-nucleotide messenger RNA. It is a transcript of the gene TTC39B, whose product is annotated as tetratricopeptide repeat domain 39B. The record is from RefSeq and is a predicted model, not a curated record. Gene Ontology annotation, molecular function: protein binding. The transcript has 18 exons. The coding region runs from base 357 to 2021 and encodes 554 amino acids. Lineage: Eukaryota; Metazoa; Chordata; Aves; Psittaciformes; Psittacidae.